GUCGAUUGUAACUAAGAAAUUGCUACUAAGCUCAAACAAAAUUAUCUUCCAUAUUUGCCAUCGUUGCAGCUUUCGUCGUCUUUGUGGUCUGUGCACUAUAUUUAUUGUGUUCAUUUGCAAUUGUUGAUUAAAUUGAUCCAUUAUAAAAGCUAGCGCACAGUUAGUUAUUUUGAAAAAUUUAGUUUUGGAAAAUAAUCAAUUAAUUCAAUAGUAUUGUGCCUGCAAAGCAGUAGAAAAAUAUCCAAACUGUUGAAUUUCCCGCAAUUAUAUCUGCAAACGACAUCGUCUUCAUCACAUAGUGCACGGAUUAACAACAUGCCAGUACACGAAUUUAAAGUGGAAAUGACCUGUUCAGGAUGUGCAAACAGUGUCGAACGGGUGUUAAACAAGCUGGGAGCGGAAAAAGUUGAGAAGAUCGCUAUCGAUCUCGAUUCGAAAACGGUGUUGGUGACAUCGAAUUUGACAGCCGAUGAGUUGCUGGAGACGAUUAAGAAGACUGGCAAAGCGACCCAAUACGUUGGGGUAAAAGAAUGAAAUGAACUUUUUUGUAAGUUUCGUAAAAUUGCCAAAUUGAAAAUGGAAGUUUAGAUGCGGAUAUACAACAAAGAAUUGAUAGGAUUGCGGUAUGGAAUCGAGAGCAAGCUAAACUGUAAACGGCCAAUUACGUUUUGACCUUUUUAAAUCGUUUAAAACGAACAUUGAAAUUAAAUUUCAGGAAGUGUAGAUAAAUAUUUUUAAAUAUAAAAUUAAAAAUAUAAGCAGUAAUAUAUACACUCAAUAUAAAAUGAAAUCCAUUGUUAUAAAUUACGAAGAAUUUAAAAAUCUUGUCUUGUUGUCAAA
Bactrocera dorsalis (oriental fruit fly) is the source of this 840-nucleotide messenger RNA. It is a transcript of the gene Atox1, whose product is annotated as copper transport protein ATOX1. The record is from RefSeq and is a predicted model, not a curated record. Bases 316 to 534 code for a protein of 72 amino acids. Lineage: Eukaryota; Metazoa; Arthropoda; Insecta; Diptera; Tephritidae. The transcript has 3 exons. Gene Ontology annotation, cellular component: cytosol. Gene Ontology annotation, molecular function: copper chaperone activity; metal ion binding. Gene Ontology annotation, biological process: copper ion transport.